Glossina fuscipes is the source of this 2613-nucleotide messenger RNA. RefSeq names its product transmembrane protein 165. The coding region runs from base 763 to 2436 and encodes 557 amino acids. Gene Ontology annotation, cellular component: Golgi apparatus. Lineage: Eukaryota; Metazoa; Arthropoda; Insecta; Diptera; Glossinidae. Gene Ontology annotation, molecular function: manganese ion transmembrane transporter activity; calcium ion transmembrane transporter activity. Gene Ontology annotation, biological process: Golgi calcium ion transport; calcium ion transmembrane transport; Golgi calcium ion homeostasis. The transcript has 6 exons. The record is from RefSeq and is a predicted model, not a curated record.
UACAGUUAAGUGGUUCUGUAAUGUCGACAAAAAAUUCAAAGAACUAACUGUGUACAAAAAUAUCACGGAUAAUUCCUUCUAAAAAAUUUUCCAAGUUCCCUAAAAUAAAAAUAUAUAAAAAUUGAAUAGCUUAUUUUCCCAAUGGUCGCUCAGUGAUACAAUGCCGGCUAAGAUGAAAAUUUAUCUGGAGCUUAAUUGAAACUUAAUUGAAUUUAAAGCAAAUAACGUAUUAAUCAUAACUAGUAAAGGCGAGAAUGGUGCUAAAAAGAACUUGUACGGGAAGAGUCGUUUAAUUGUUGAUAUACAUUCAUAUUGAGUGUUUGUUCGCUAUGAGGGCUUAGAACUAAAGAGAAAAAGUAGAUCUUCUCAUCAAGCGUGCGCCUUGUAGCAUAGUUCUUCGUUUAUGAAAAAUAUUGAAAUAAAAACCGAGAAAAGGAAGCAAAUAGUGAAAUUUUUUACAUACGAAGAUAAAACAAUAACACAAUGCCUUAUUAAUAUGACGCUAAACCAGAUCUCGAUCACUACCACAAAAUUUGCUAAAUGUUUCUGAAAUUCAAUGCAGUGACAGUAGCGCAGAGUACCUUCUAUUGAUAAUUGUAAGAAUAAAGAUUCAUCUGAUCUUGUAAAUGCAAAGAAUAUAUGUGUUGUUGAGACGGACGACGAGCAGUUAAUUUUGGCCGUGCUGUGAUAUACCUUUACUAUACAACGUCACAAACAGAUUAUUUAUUCAUUUUACCUAAGUGAAAACCUGCAUUCAGAAAUAUGCCUCUAAGCCAAUGGUUUGGACGGACAAGCAAGUCGCUAAAGGCUCAUAGAAGGCAUUCAGCAAAACUUUAUACAAUACUCUACGCGGUGUUAAGUUGUAUAUUUUUAAUUAUUCCCGCUGGCUUCACAGCGGAAGUUGAAUCCAACAUAAAUUUGAACUCUCAAGCCUCUGUAAGACCACCCACAAAAGCGUCCAUGAAUAUUAAAGUUGAACCUCGCAAUGAAAAUGAAAACUUCGUAUUGCCUGAUCAUUUGCUUGAAAAUGACGAAAGCAAAGAACAGAAAGGCAAGACAGGGUUUAUUGAUGCCUUCACAGCCUCGGUUUGUGUUAUAUUAUUUACAGAACUGGGUGAUAAAACAUUUUUUAUAGCGGCAAUAAUGGCUAUGCGGCACCCUCGUUUAAUUAUUUUCGCUGGAGCGAUAUCAGCGUUAGCCUUGAUGACGAUACUUUCCGUGGUAUUUGGAAUGGCUGCCACUAUUAUCCCGAAGAUCUACACUUAUUAUAUUUCGACAGCACUGUUCGCUAUUUUUGGCUUAAAGAUGAUAUACGAAGGUUAUUUUAUGAAGAAUACUGAUACCCAAGAUGAAUUAGAAGAAGUCCAGUCAGAUUUGCGAAAACGUGAAGAUGAGCUUUUUCGCCGUGCCCGUCAACGGGAAGAAAUAAGUAAACGUAAAAAUAGCAACAAAUCAUAUAAGAAAAAGACUGAAGUCACAGAACUAUCAGUAUAUCCCAGCUAUGUCACUGCCACAUGUUGCCAACAUUAUCAACAACGCGAUUUAUUGACGACUAGUAGUAAUAUAUCCGAACUUAAAAUGAACAACGAUACUGCCAACAACCAAGGUAAAAGCAUUGAAAGUGCCUUUACCCUUAACGUAAUUACCGGUGAUCAUCAUUAUAAUAAUCAUCAUUGUCAUCUUCAAAAAGCCACAUUUUAUAGUAGCCCAACGUUAUCAACUCCUGACGAUCAAGCUAGCGUUUAUGAAGAUCAAAAAAGUCGUUCUAAACAGCAAAAAUUAUAUGCCAGUAGUGACAAUAAUCACAAAUUUGUUACGUUAGUGCACCUGACAAGGGCAGGUGCUGGCAAUCCAUAUCGAACAAACGGUAAGAUGGCCAUAAGUAUUAGCAGCAUAAGUAGCAUGGCUAUCAAUUCUGCUGCAACUGCCUGUACGUGCCAAGAUGAUUUAAAAGAAACUGGUGGUGGUGGCAGCAAUGAACGGGUUAGAAACAAACAACGAAAACUGAUUAUAAUUAAUUCUAAAAAAAAUUUAUGUCGCUUUACUAAUUGUACUUACAAUUCUUCUUACUCUUUGGAACGUGACGUUACUGCCGUCUUGGUGCAAGAUCCUGAAAGCGGUGUUGUACGAAAAAAUGUGAAAAAGGGAGCCGCUUAUUUAACGACGCGUGUUUUAGUCCAAGCCUUUACAAUGACUUUUUUGGCCGAGUGGGGCGAUCGCUCACAACUGGCGACCAUUAUAUUAGCGGCCAGUAAAGAUGUGUAUGGAGUGAUAACAGGCGGUGUAGUGGGCCAUUCGAUUUGCACGGGUCUGGCAGUGGUGGGUGGACGCAUGGUAGCGGCUAAAAUCUCUUUACGUACCGUCACAAUUGUGGGAGGUGUAGUGUUCCUGGGAUUUGCUCUGUACGCUCUCAUAGCGAGGCCCGAUGACAUUUAAAACCGUCGCCAGCAUUUUAAAUACUUCUUAAAUUUCUUAUUACUAUUAUUAUUAUCUUUAAUUCUUCAUUUCUUCACGUGAGAGCGAAUCCUGUCGUUUGGUAAAAUGUAAAAAAAAAACAAAUUUAUUUUUAAACCAAAUCUAAUGCAAUCAUUGUAUAAUUUUAUUAUAUAGAAU